Nasonia vitripennis (jewel wasp) is the source of this 3511-nucleotide messenger RNA. It is a transcript of the gene smo, whose product is annotated as protein smoothened. Gene Ontology annotation, biological process: positive regulation of smoothened signaling pathway; smoothened signaling pathway; commissural neuron axon guidance. The transcript is spliced from 7 exons. NCBI's taxonomy places the organism in Eukaryota, Metazoa, Arthropoda, Insecta, Hymenoptera, Pteromalidae. Gene Ontology annotation, molecular function: patched binding; transmembrane signaling receptor activity. The coding region runs from base 211 to 3150 and encodes 979 amino acids. The record is from RefSeq and is a predicted model, not a curated record. Gene Ontology annotation, cellular component: dendrite; plasma membrane; cilium.
AGGAGAGAGAGCGCGCUUACGGCGUGGCUUCGCCGUGGGUGGCCGGCAUCGGGCCGUCCGCGCGUGUGGUCCUGGGGAUGCAGUGAUGCCUUAUGUACUACCUCGCAGGAUGUAAGACGCCAUCGAGCGAGGAAGCUCAAGCGGAGAGAAAGAGCAGAGACUGAUUGAAAUCUCGACUGGUGGAACGGAUCUGAUGUUUUCGAAUGCAAGAUGAUUCUGCUACUGGUGUGUUUAGCUAUUCUCGUGCCUUCGGCGAGACUAGAAUUAGACCAUAGUCACACAGGAGGUGUCAACGAUGACAAUAAAACAUGGUCCGACUUAGGCCCACGCCACAGGAUAAAGGAUCCCAACUUUUUGAUGGACCCAAUGGAUUAUCAGCAUUGCAAGAAGCCUGCGAAAUGCGUGAAGAUGAUCAAUACAACGUGCCUGGGUGCCACGUUACCUUACGACACCACUAGUCUGGAUCUUAUGCCAAAAUAUACUACACAGGAAAUGAUAAUGGAAAAGUUGCACAUUUUAAGAGGCUUGGAGCAUAUCCCUAAAUGCUGGGCUGUUGUGCAGCCAUUUUUGUGUUCUUUGUUUCUACCAAAGUGUGUCAAUGAUACCGUAGAUUUGCCUUCUCAAGAAAUGUGCAAAGUGGUCUCUGGCCCUUGUAAAAUUCUCCUCAAUCAUACAAUAUGGCCAAAUUUCAUCAAAUGUGACAACGAGGAGCUAUUUUCCAGAUCCUGCAAAAGCGAAAUAAGAGAAUUAAAAUUUAACACAAGUUCAAGUUGCCUUUAUCCACUAGUGCCAACAGAUAAUGCCCUUGCUAUUUUUGAAGGCAUUGAUGGAUGUGGCACUGUAUGCAGUGAUCCUCUUUACAAACCUGAAGAAGAAAAACAGAUCCACUCUUUUGUAUUCUGGGCUGCUGGACUUUGUGGCGCAUUCACUCUUUUUGCAGUGGUGACAUUUUUGAUUGAUUGGAGGAGUGCUAAUAAAUAUCCAGCACUUGCAGUUUUUUAUAUUAACUGCUGCUUCUUUGUUAACUGUAUUGGAUGGCUCGCACAAUUCUUACCUGGGAGUAGAGAAGUUAUAAAUUGCAGGAAAGAUGGCACUCUGAGAAUGAGUGAACCAAGCGGAGAUUUUUCCUGUUUAAUAGUAUUCAUUUUGGUAUACUACUCACUCAUGGCAGCUAUGGUUUGGUUUGUUAUCUUGACAUACACAUGGCUCAUGAGCAUCCAAGCACUUGGAAAAAUUCAAGGAAGAAUUGACAAAAAGAGCGCAUACUUUCACCUACUGGCAUGGUUUUUGCCAUUAAUGUUAACUGCGACAAUAAUGGCGUUAGGAGAGAUAGAUGGCAAUCACACUACUGGAAUAUGCUUUGUAGGAUAUAAUAACCAUACUGUUAGAGCAUGGUUUGUGCUUGCCCCUGUUCUGACUUCCUUACUAAUUGGAGGAUACUUUUUGUCUAGGGGCCUUAUAUUGUUGAUUCGUUUGAAGAUUAGCAGUCAAGAAUUUCUACAAGAACAAGCAAGCUCCAAAAUACGAGAAACAAUAGUGAGAAUGGGACUGUUCUCAUUAUUCACACUUGUUGCUGUUCUCGUAACGUUUUAUUGUCACGCAUACGAUUUUGAGCACUCUUCGGAAUGGAAGCAAAGUUUCAGGGAUUACAUCAUCUGCUCAAUAACAUCGAAAUACGCAGAAAUAUCUGACUGCAAAAAAGAACCAAGGCCUAGUGCAGGAAAACUACAAUUCCAUUUACUCUCAGUUUUCUUUUCUGGAAUCUUAAUGUCACAUUGGGUUUGGACAGGUUCAACAGCUGAUACUUGGAUGAGAUUUCUCAGAAGAACUUGCAAUCGCGAAACUGAAGAGCCCGUCAAAUUAAAAAAGCACAAAGUAAUAGCUCAAGCGUUUGCCAAGAGGAAGAUGUUUAAUGAUGCCGGUCGCCUGUCUAUAAGCUUUCGUAAUACUCACGAAGAUCCAGUUGGUUUGAAUUUUGACCUUAAUUCUGUAGCUUCGCAGGAUUUUAGCUCGACCUGGGCUGCAGCUCUACCAAAAUUAGUAACAAGAAGAGGAGCAUUGGUAGGCGCAUCAGUAUCAAGCAACCGAAGGAACUCAACAGACUCGCAAUACAGUUUUAGUUUGCGUCGCGUAUCAGUAGAAUCUAGAAGAAAUUCAUGCGACUCACAAUUCGCGCUGUCCAUUAGUGAAAUGAAAGCAGAAUUGAAGACUAGUAGAGUCAAUAAGAACGGCAAAAGAAGGAAGAAGAUUCCAGAGAGAACUAGGAAAAGAUCUGAUUCUACCAAGAGGGGAAGAAGAGAUCUUGAAAAAUCCAGAUCUGGAAGAAUGAUAUCUACGUUCCGAAGGGGCAGCACGACGUCACAAGAGAGUCAAUUAGGUAUACAGCAACUUUUGUCUGCUCUACCACUUGUGCCAGCUUCGGGUAUGAGUACUGUACCGUUGCAAGUGCCAAAUAUGAGAAGACGCGCAGGCGUGGAUGAAGGUCAACUAGCUCUUAAGCAUGUCGAAAGACUGUUACCAUUCUCAUUCUCGGGACAAAGCGACAGCGAUGAGAAUUUAAGUAGCGAAGAAAAACAGAACGAUGUAAGAGACAAAGACAUCGAUUUGGAAGGAGGCUGCGAAGAAAAGAAUAAUCAAGAUAGCGAGAAUGAAGAUAGUCAACCAGAAGAGGAGACAGAGGAUACAGAGGAGACAAAGAUGUUGGAAUCAGAAGAAAUAUGCGAAAGAAGAAAAAGUAAGAUAAGCAAUAAAAGUUCUAGAAGUUGUAACAGGAACGGAGAUCGACGGACUUCUGCAGAAUGUCAAACUAAAUACCUGGUAGAGGAUGAGACUUUACAACAACUUCUACAAAAAUCUAACGAUGCGAAGGCCAAGAAUGAAGCAGAGAGUAGGAAUAGAAAAUCAUUGAAAGGUGGUGUGGAUUCUAGCUUGUCUCGCAGUCCAGAUGUAUCGAAACUUAAUGGACUUGAUGGACAAUCAAACGCGAGAGAAAUCGCUACUCAAACAAUCCCACUCGACGUGCUCGAAAUGGAAGUACUGAAACAAAGUAUUGAUGAAAUUAUUAAUAGUCGUAGUUGUAGUUCAAAAGGAACUCAAAUUUCUUCCCCACUGAAAAAAAGUAAAAAACAACCAAAGCAAGGCGAUAAAUGAAGAUAUCUAUUAAUCGCUACUCUCUAAUCAAAUUUCAAGUAAAUUAUUGCGUCUAUUUUGGAAUAUUGCGAUUUCAGUGGCGUGUGCGAGCAUAAAGUCGAGGUUGAAAUCAAAACUGUAUAAAGUUAAUAUCGUCUAAGAAUAUCUAUUUUUUAUAGUAUUGUAUCAAUCACGCUCGUGCCUUAUACCGUAAUUUUAUUAAUCGACUGUUUCUCGUUUAUGUGAAUAGGUAUUUUUGUACCUAAGGAAUCUCAAUAUUCACUGCAGGUUUUUUUCUUUCAACGUUCAGACUGUGAUAAGAGACUUCCAUAUCUUACUUUUUGACAUUUAUUUGGACUCGUCAAAAUAUGCGUAUUUUUAU